AUGCAGACGCUAAACAGCCCUUAUAUUCCACCUUUAGAAAACAACAAGACUCGCCCACCUCCACCAACAUCAUUUCCAAAACAAAAUCAUACCCCACACUCAGAACUUCCACCAUCAGACUCACGUUUUGAUCGAUCAAAGCUUUCUGAUAAUGAAUUUAUAGGACAAUUGUUAUUUGAAAACAAGGAGUUGAAAAGUGUGAUUGAAUCACAACUGAAGAUUAUUGCUGAACUACAACUGCAGUUGAAAAGUCAUAAUAUUUCCCCACAAGUGACUGAGGUGACGAAACAAAAUGGUGCUUCAGAAAAAGAGGAUGCUGUAAUCCGAAAAAAGGGAUCAUUUAGGGUACAGAAACCAGAAUACUCAUCAAUACCUAGCAUUCUUGAUACUUCUCGCCAAACAUCUACAGCUAAUAUUAACGACUUGCCCAUAUCGAAGCAUACGGAUAGUUUGAACAAUUUGCUGCUUGAACUGCGCGAUGAGGAUAAAUCAGUGGAUGCAGCAGACUCACUGGAGAAGCUACAAACAAGCUCCCCCUAUGAAGUACCUAUGAGAUCUUCUCGUAGAAGACACAUCAAGAACGACCUCGGUAGGGAAUUGGAAGACGCGAUAACGUCACCCACUAACGAUGCAUUCAGUUCUUCAGAGCGCCUGUUGUCGAAAGACAGACCGGACUCAGCAUUGCCCGACAAAGGUGAGGAAGCUGCAAAGGGACACGAAUCAGAAGAAACCUCUCUGGAAAGUAGCAAGAGUGUACAACCGAAUGAUAUGUCAAUCAAUGCUUCAGUAUUGGAACACACUGGUAAUACCACUAAUAUCGCAGAACCUGGCAGUGACAGCGGCAUUGUCAGUCAAAAUAUGAAACCAAGUGAUUCUGUAAAGUCCAACACUGAAACAAAUAAUGCCGCGUCAUCUCAAUUAUACACGCAAAACAACAAGCAAAGGAGAAGUACUAGUAGCGUUGCAUCUACAUACAAAUCAUCAAGAAUCAAACCACCUGGUUCUCAACGCGCAGUAUCGAGUUCAAAGAGUAGUGCCGAAUUAGUACCACCAGUAGUACCUUUGAAGCAGUCACUCAAUGACAAAAAUGACUCGCACGGUAAUCUUUCGUUAUACAAUACACCUCCUAAUAAUGGAAUACCUACAUUCGCGGGAAAAGAGAGCCCAUUAACACCCGAUUUGGAUAAUGAAAGUAAGACGGAAUCGUUUUCUUCUGCCAAAUUGAGGAUUGAAGACGAUGAUCUUCCUUCGAGACCCGAUUUAUUUCUCUCUUCAUCUAAUACUGUGCUGAGUCAAGAAUUAGCAGCUCCCUAUGACGCGUCACAGCAGCAGAACCACACCAGACCAGCUUAUCAAACACCAACUUCAUCAGCGCACAAUGUACAUCUUUUGAGUCCACAAACUCCCGGGUCUAGCUUUAGUGUUUUGCACACACCAAAGAUGGAGAUGGAUGAGUCAGCAUUGUUCAUCAAGCCUGAAGAAUUCCACACUAUAUUCAUCAAGGUUGUCAGCACUAUUAACGUUACGUCAUCGACUCUGCAGAAUUCUGCAAAGAAGGCAGAGGAACCUAAAGUCACAAUGACUAUUAAUGAUCGGGAGACUAAUAAGGAAAUGUGGCGGAUUCGAAAGACUCAUGCUCAAUUGACAGCAUUUGAUUAUGAAAUAAGACCUAUUGUGGAGUAUUUUGGUCUCGCCAAUUUACCCGACAAGUCGAGUUUCUUGUCAACCACACCAAGCAAGAUUGAACAUAGAAGGUCCAUAUUGCAAAAGUAUUUCAACUCCAUAUUUGUUAUGCCUCAUAUUCCACGUUUGGUUCUAUACAAGAUUUGUACAUUUUUGUCCUUGGAUUUUGUGAAUCCACUUGAUGACUUUAAAAGUGGAUCAAGAAAAGAGGGCUUUUUGGUACGUAGGUAUAAAGGUUUGGGCAACAGUUGGAAAAUAAGGUGGUGCCAAAUUGAGAAUCAUUAUCUUGAAAUUUAUCCAUUCCCUGGUGGUCCAAUUCAAGAAUCUAUAUCAUUGCGGAAUGCACAAAUAGGAAGGCAAGCAACAGACUCUGUGGCCGAAGAUAAGGGAUACAGACAUGCAUUUUUGAUUAUGGAGUCAGCAAAGGCAUCCAAAUUACAUUCUACUACAAACAAGCACUUUUUCUGUGCUGAAACGGAUGAAGAAAGAGAUGACUGGGUCACUGCAUUGAUUGAGUUUACUGAACCCGCACUGGAGUCAACUGAAUCAUCUCCUCGCAACACAUACAUCAGUCAAGACACCCCCACAGAUCUUGAUAAGAAAUUUCUGUAUGAUAGUUACAACCAAAGCAAUGAUUCAGCAUUUGGUAAUCGUUACACCGGGGUUGAUCAAAGCAACACCACUAUUGCGUCUGUUUCCAGUGAAGACCAGGCCAAAAGGUCGAAACUUCGAAACUAUUUCUCUUUUAGGAGUAAAGAUUCCUCGAAUGAUGACCAACAACAAUCGCUAGAACAUCAACAGCAAUCGCACGAGCCAGAACCUCAAUUACAAUCACUACCUUAUUCACAGUACGGACCCCCACAACAAGCCAACUAUGCCCCUCAACCAACCAAUGGAUACUACGCACCUUCACAUCCACCUAUGCCUAACCAAAACUCAAACAACUCUAUGCAACAAUACCUUGACGAUUUGAACAUUGGCAAUGACGUUACCAAAUCAAUAUUUGGUCGUGAUAUUCAAGAGGCGUAUGACCUAUCUUGUCAUGAAUAUAUGGGUCGCGAAAUACCUAGUAUUUGUUAUCGUUGCCUAGAUUAUUUGAACAAGACAGGUGCAGUUUUUGAAGAAGGUAUAUUCCGAUUAAGUGGCUCUGCCUCUACUAUUCGACAAUUGAAGGAUAUUUUCAAUACUCAAUAUGAUUUGGAUUUGUUUCAAACUCCAUUGAAGCCGGACAUUAAUACAGUUUCUGGAUUAUUCAAGACUUAUUUGCGAGAGUUACCCAAUCCUAUACUUGGUGCACCCACUUAUAAUCAUUUGAACCACAUCAUGCUCAAUAAUGCUCAAUCGUUACCACCAUCACAACUUGCACUAAUCUUCCGCGAUUUCCUUAAUGAUUCAAAUAAUAUUGACAAGAUUAAUUAUGAUUUAUCUUAUAUAAUUUUCAAGUUCCUUAGGCAAAUUGUUUCCCAGAAUCAAAUCAAUCGAAUGAAUUUAAGAAAUGUGUGCAUUGUGUUUGUUCCAACGUUGAAUAUUAGUCUUGAAGUGUUGAGCACAAUAUUGAUUGAUUUUGAAUGUAUUUUUGAAAAUGGUAAACCUAUCUCGGAUUCAAAUCGAGAGGUGUUGGAUUUACAUAUACCAAACUUUUGA
Messenger RNA from Lodderomyces orthopsilosis Co 90-125, 3327 nucleotides. It is a transcript of the gene BEM3, whose product is annotated as Bem3p. NCBI's taxonomy places the organism in Eukaryota, Fungi, Ascomycota, Pichiomycetes, Serinales, Debaryomycetaceae. The coding region runs from base 1 to 3327 and encodes 1108 amino acids. The transcript has a single exon. Gene Ontology annotation, molecular function: phosphatidylinositol binding. The record is from RefSeq and is a predicted model, not a curated record. Gene Ontology annotation, biological process: regulation of GTPase activity; signal transduction. Gene Ontology annotation, cellular component: cytoplasm.